AUGGCUCUUCAAAGUCAGAUUUCUUUGCUUAGUGUCUUGGUUUAUGGUAUAGCAUUUGUCACUUGCGGAACAGAAGGACAGAAUGGUGCUGAGCCAGAAGUGACCAUCGCACUUGGGCGACUCAAAGGGAGACAAACAAAUGUGAAGGGGACAGACAGACUUGUGAAUGUUUUCCUUGGGAUUCCUUUUGCAAAACCUCCUGUUGGAUCCUUGAGGUUUUCUCCACCCGAACCACCUGAACCCUGGAAUUAUCUGAGAGAUGCAGUGUCUUACCCACCAGUGUGUCCUCAAGAUCUGUCCAUGCUUAAAAUAGCUGAAAAAAACUUUAAAGAAAAACACCUUCCAUUCCGAACUUCCGAGGACUGUUUGUAUCUAAGUGUUUACAGCCCUGCUGGUUCAAGCAAGAAGGACAAGUUGCCAGUAAUGGUGUGGAUCCAUGGAGGCAAUUUUAUAUUUGGUGGUGCUUCUAGAUAUGAUGGUUCUGCACUAUCAGCCUAUGAGAAUGUUGUGGUAGUCAUAAUUCAGUACAGACUUGGACUCCUUGGAUUUCUCAGUACUGGUGAUGAACACGCUCGUGGGAACUGGGCUUUUUUGGAUCAAGUAGCAGCUCUGCGGUGGAUUCAAGAAAAUAUUGAACACUUUGGUGGAGAUCCAGGAUCUGUCACACUCUUUGGUGUAUCUGCAGGAUCUUGCUCCGUUUUUGCACAUGUUUUAUCUCCUUUGUCUAAGGGUCUCUUUCAUAAAGCGGUAUCAGAGAGUGGAAUAUUAAUCCACUCUGAUAAAGAUUUACUUCCUUCAACAGAUCUUAAGAAAAUUGCAAGUAUAUUUAAGUGUGAGACGAGCAGUUCACUCUCACUAUUAAACUGCUUAAGGAACCAGGAAGCAGAUGAUAUAGUCUUUAAAAGUACGGACGUACCAUUUCUACCCUUAGUUGUGGAUGGAGUAUUUCUUCAUAAGUCACCCGAAGAGAUAUUGGCUGAAAAAGAAUUUAAUGCGGUCCCGCUUAUGCUAGGAGUCACGAACAAUGAAUUUGGCUGGAAUAUUAGAUCUACAUCAAAAAUACCUGGUUUGAAGGAAAUAGGAGAUAGAAAGUCAAUUACUUCAACUGUAGAGUUGUUUCUGCCAAUGAUAGAUAUACCAUCAGAAUUUCUGCCCAUGAUUGUGGAUGAAUAUCUUGGAAACACAGAUGAUCCUGCUGAGCUACGGGACCAAUUUCUGGACAUGUUAGGGGAUGUAGGAGUUGUCAUGCCAUCCAUUAAAGCAUUGAAUUAUCACAGGGAGUCUGGAGCUCCUGCCUACUUCUUUGAAUAUCAGCACCGCCCCACUGCAUACUGGGAUAGUAAACCAGAAUAUGUGAAAGCAGAUCAUGGAGAUGAAGUUGGCUUUGUCUUUGGAGGACCAUAUCUGGCUGGUGAUAUUCAGCUACGUAGUGAAGUUACAGAGGAAGAAAAGAACCUUAGUAGGACUCUAAUGAAGUACUGGGCUAACUUUGCUCGAAAUGGAAAUCCUAACGGAGAGGGUUUGGUUGAAUGGCCAUCUUACAACCUAAAUGAGGAGUACUUAGAGAUAAAUCUAAACCAAAAGAAAGCCAGAAAAUUGAAAGAGAAGAAGGUAGAGUUCUGGAAAAAGGUGAUGUUUGAAAAGACAAAAAGCAAAAAAAAGGAAAACAAGAAGGUUAAUACAGAGUUAUAA
Messenger RNA from Apaloderma vittatum (bar-tailed trogon), 1692 nucleotides. Its product is annotated as fatty acyl-CoA hydrolase precursor, medium chain-like. Lineage: Eukaryota; Metazoa; Chordata; Aves; Trogoniformes; Trogonidae. The record is from RefSeq and is a predicted model, not a curated record. The transcript is spliced from 13 exons. The coding region runs from base 1 to 1692 and encodes 563 amino acids.